GCCUCUCCUCCUCUUCCUCAGGCGGGGGAGUUACUGAGAGAGGGGCGGUUACCGGACGCGACUGUUGGUGUUGGGAUUGCUGAAGGGUGCCUAAGAUGGCGGCGGGUGGUGGGGAGGGUGCGCGGCCCGCGGUGUGAUCCUCGCCUCUUCAGCCGACGGCAUCUGUUGAGUGCCGAGGGGUGCCGCAGUUUUUGCUUCCCCCGCCCCCCCCGCCCAGGUUUUCUCCAUUUUUUUUUUUUUUCCCCUCUACAUACUACUGUUCUCUUCUAUAUUGCAAACCUAUUGCUGUCAGACCUCCCUAUCAGUUCCGGAGGUUUUCUUUAUCGUUGCUGCGAACCUUUAAACGGUAGUGAAAUAUUAAGCCUUGGUUUAAUAUUUGUAGAAUUGCCGGAGAGAACUUGCAGUGGUCUUGGAAGUGAUUGGUCUGUGCCCUUUAUGUGAGGAAAUUGAGGUGAGCUGUUCAUUGAGAAAGCUAGGCUGGAGGACCAAUAAAGUAGCCCGAUUACAGUCUGUCCCACAUGCAGGCUCAGCUUAGGCUGUUUUGUAGGGUUGCAGGUCAGGCCACUUCCUUCUCCAACAAAAGUUGAGAGUUCUGUGAUGCUAUUGAUAAAAUAUUCCUGAAACAGACCAGUACAGUACAUGUUAAUAGAAGAGCUGGAAAAAAAUGUUACUAGAUAUUUUUGGGCCCUCCUAGGCUCUAUUUGGCUAUUAGGUUUGUGGCAAGAUUUGGCCGAUGCUCCUACCUACCCUGAGCAUCCCACUGCAUGAGUGGCUUUGUCAUGAUAAAUUGCGGUCUGUGGGCCACUUCAACAAAAGACUGGGUAUUGCAGGUGCUGGCUAUGAAGCAACUUUAAAGACCUGGGAUUUUCAACUUUGGAAGAUCAGCUAUAUAAUUAAUACACAGGAUGGCUUUGUGACUGCCUGUAAAGGAUGAAGGAGUCAAAGAUCAGUUUGUAGAGUUUGGUUCAUUGAUAAAGCUGACUGUUCAUCUCAUCUUUUUCAGAGAUACUUAAUGUUGAACCUCUGUCACCUCUGUGUCAAGAAGAAUGUAUGUUGGUCAACAAUAUCAAUUAUUGCAAAUAGGAAAAUGAAUUUUGCCUCUUCUCUGCAGACUGAGAUAAUGGAUUUCAUAUCAGUACCUUAAUCUGACUUUUAUUUGAACUUGGACUAGAAUACCAGCUUAAAUUUAAUUUUCUAGCUAGCUUAUUUUUCAGCUUGCUGAUGAAUUACAAGAUGCUUGGCAGGAAUAGAAAGAUCCAAGAGUCAUCACUGCUUUGCAGCUCUCUGAGGAGCACCAGCUCUAAGACAGGAGGAAGACCUGAACCUGCUAAGCAGUCACUUAAGAAACCGAAGUUACCAGUAGGUCGAUUUGAUGAACCAGAGGAGUCCAGUAUAGAGAGGGAACCCCUGGAAAAAUUCCCUGAUGGAAUCAAUCCUGCUACAAAAGAGAGGGGUGGACCUAAAGGCCCUGAACCUACACGUUUUGGAGACUGGGAGAGAAAAGGACGUUGUAUAGAUUUUUAAUAUAUAAAAUAUCUGUGUCCCUAAUAAAAUAUUUCUGGCUGUUGAAAAUGUACAGAAAAAUUCCCGCUGGAUUUGCUGUGAAGCUUCUUGUUUCUGUCGUGCUUGUGAUGAAUUUUCUGAGAGAUACUGUGUAAAUAAACAUGAUGCUGCAACUCAA
This is a messenger RNA of Phalacrocorax carbo (great cormorant), 1681 nucleotides long. The record is from RefSeq and is a predicted model, not a curated record. NCBI's taxonomy places the organism in Eukaryota, Metazoa, Chordata, Aves, Suliformes, Phalacrocoracidae.